This is a messenger RNA of Eublepharis macularius, 1311 nucleotides long. RefSeq lists its product as uncharacterized. The coding region runs from base 1 to 1311 and encodes 436 amino acids. Gene Ontology annotation, molecular function: ribonucleoside-diphosphate reductase activity, thioredoxin disulfide as acceptor. Gene Ontology annotation, cellular component: cytosol. Gene Ontology annotation, biological process: deoxyribonucleotide biosynthetic process. The transcript has a single exon. The record is from RefSeq and is a predicted model, not a curated record. Lineage: Eukaryota; Metazoa; Chordata; Lepidosauria; Squamata; Eublepharidae.
AUGGCUUUUAUUCACAGCGGCUCAGAAGAAUGCACCAAAUCAGAACUAGACCUGUUCCAAAUAGCCCCUACGCAAACGAGCAUCGAGAGGUGUCUUUUUAUUGAAGUCCCACCCCUGGCGGCUUUGUCAGAAUCAGCACCACUGGACUUUUUCAUCGCGGGAAAUGGUGAAGACUACAUGGAUUUAAACAACACUCUACUUUACCUGUGUUGCAGGAUCGUGAAAGAUGAUGGUACAGACCUUGAUAGAAAUGCAAGGGUAAGUUUGGUGAACUACCCGAUUGCCUCUAUCUUUAGCCAGCUGGACGUGACUCUGGGAGACCGCCUCAUCAGCCAGAGUAACAACUGCUAUCCUUACAGAGCCUUUAUAGAAUCAGUGCUCAAUUAUAGUGAAGACACACUAUCCACCCAAUUCUCUGCAGGCCUGUUUUACAAAGAUACACCUGGACAUCAUGAAUCAACUGCCCUGGAUGGAGAUAACAAAGGGUUUGUUAAAAGAGCAGCCCUGACUGCUGAAAGCAGAAAAAUCGACCUGCUGGGGCGCCUCCACAGUGAUCUGUUUUUUCAAGAGAAGCUGCUGGUAAAUGGAGUUGAUGUCAAAAUUAAACUGACACGCAGCAAAGAUGCCUUUUGCCUCAUGACAGAUGGUCCAAAUAGGGGGUGCAAAUUACAAAUCUUGUCUGCUUCCCUUUUUGUGAAAAAAGUAAGAGUAGCUCCUGGUGUCCGUUUAGGCCACGCAGAGGCGCUCUUUACAGCUAAUGCCAAAUACCCUGUGGAUCGCGUGGGCAUGAAAGUGUUUAGCAUCCCCGCAGGGAGCCGUGUCAGCAACCAAGAGAAUUUGUUUUUGGGGCAAUUACCCAAGCUUUUAGUUAUAGGACUGGUAGAUAACGAUUCCUUCAGCGGAGCCCAUAAUAAAAACCCAUUUAACUUUAAGCAUUAUGACAUCAAUUUUGUGGCACUGUACCUGGACGGCGAGCAAGUACCUGCUAAACCUCUACAACCCAACUUUGAAGAUGGAAACUGUGUGCGGGAAUACAUGCAUCUGGUUCAGGCGGCUGGUAAACAUAUGAAAGACAGAUCUUUGUUAGUUAACCGUGAGGAGUUUGCUCAGGGCUACACGCUGUUUGCAUUUGACCUGUCUCCAGAUCAGGAAUGUGCGGACCACUACUCCUUGAUUAAAACUGGUAAUCUGCGUGCUGAAAUACGUUUUGCCAAUGCACUGCCUAACACCGUUAACAUGAUUGUCUAUGGGGUUUUUGACAACGUUAUUGAGAUAAAUCAUAGAAGAAACGUUUUAUUUGACUAUAUGUAA